AUGUGUUGUUUUCUUUUGAUUCAGCCAGCAGACCUCUACGCAUAUCAAACCAAGCCUAUUGGAAUGCACCGCGGAACAAGAAAAAAAUCUAAUCCCUUAGACUUGACAAUUCCCCGAAAAGCUUCCGACGAGGCAAAACUUGAAAUCAAGAUCUGUGUAUCAAAAAGAAUUGAUGCCAUCAAAGUAGGUUAUUUUUGCGAAAAUACGAGUCAUAUUCAAAACGUAGCAAAAGGAAAAAAAAAAGAAAUAUAUAAAAAAGGACGCUCGUUCGCACUCGUCAAAGCACAUACCCGUAACCGGUCGGACCGUUCAAUUUGCGGAGGCGAGGCACCGAACACCCUACGGUAUCUGGCAUAUUCAUCUAUCGAUACAUAUCACCACUAUCAACACUAUCAACACUAUCAAUACUCGAAUACUAAAGCGGAAGGCUUGCGGAGCGAAACCGCAGAUUCGAGAAAUAAGGUUGCAGUGAAGAUACGGGAUAGGAAUUUGUGA
Molecule: messenger RNA, 495 nt
Organism: Botrytis fragariae
Lineage: Eukaryota; Fungi; Ascomycota; Leotiomycetes; Helotiales; Sclerotiniaceae
Exons: 3
Coding region: 1-495 (164 amino acids)
Source: RefSeq, a predicted model, not a curated record